AUGUCGUCCUCGGACACGAAGCCUCGGUGGAAGAGCGUAUAUGCGCUGUGGAUCCCGAUAGAAUUCCCGGUUUUGGUUGGUGAGGUGUUGGUGAGGGCGUUUUUGUUGUGUGUUUACUACUACUACAAGUACAUGACGCCGGUGCAUUUGGUGAUGGGAGACUGGAGCGAGCUGGCUCACUACUCUUACCCGUAUUCGAUGAAUCAAGUUAUUCCUUCGAGUACUUUGAACGUGAUGGUGGUUGUGUUUUCCGUGUCUGCGGGAGUGGUGACGUGCAUCGCGGCCCUGUUGUUGGCGAGGUCGCAUUUAUCUUUUUCGUCUCUGGCGCAUUCGUUUGCCUACUACGGAUUGGCGUCGUCUUUUUCGUUCACGUUGACGGCGGCUAUUACGAAUGUACUCAAGCAGUACUGCGGGAGGUUGCGUCCUGACUUUCUGAAUCGGUGUUACCCGUCGAUGUACAAGCCCUACGAGUUGCCUCACAUAGAUUUCGACCAGAUCAUGAAUCCCCGGCUACCGUGCGAGCCGGGCACACCAUUUGACAUCCUGGACGGUCGGCGCUCACAUCCUUCCGGUCACAGCAGCUACACCGCUUCCGUCUGCGUUGUAGCCGCUGUCUACGUAUAUCUGAUGGUGAAGCGGAUAGGCGAAGUGAAUGCUCUCGCUAGAGUGCGUGCUCUGGCCGGCACACUCGCUGCCGCGCUCGCCAUCGUGCUCCCCAUCUACGUCGGCAGCACCCGCGUCCUGGACCGCAGACAUCACGUCACCGACGUGAUCGGCGGCCUCGCUCUCGGUACCGUCUGUGCUGGCCUCUCCUGCGUUCUCUACUUCAGAGAAACCACCGCCUUCCCGCUCCUGGUCAACAAACCAGCCACCAAUAGCGCCCUCGGAGAUGGAGGCGCCCUUGGAGAUGGAGGGAAAGGGAAAUACAUCGUACACGAGAUGACACCUCCCCAAAACCCCUACCUAGACAGCUACGGCCAGCAACCCAUGGUCAAAUCCUACAACCCGUGA
Messenger RNA from Gregarina niphandrodes, 1011 nucleotides. RefSeq names its product PAP2 superfamily protein. The transcript has a single exon. The record is from RefSeq and is a predicted model, not a curated record. Gene Ontology annotation, biological process: phospholipid metabolic process. NCBI's taxonomy places the organism in Eukaryota, Apicomplexa, Conoidasida, Eugregarinorida, Gregarinidae. Bases 1 to 1011 code for a protein of 336 amino acids. Gene Ontology annotation, molecular function: phosphatidate phosphatase activity.